UCGCAGAAAAUUUAUAGCGCUUUUCCGCGAAAAAUGCUUGCUUCGCUCUCCAAUUUACUCUUGGGAUCCGAUUCUGUGUUCUCUGUAGCACCACAUCUCUUAUGCAACCACUCUUCGUCUUCUUCAAUCAAACUAUUGUGCCCUAACUUUUAUUCCAUUAAUUCAAUUCUACUUUCUAAUCGAAAAAUUUCUCCUUUUUUAUUUCCUUCCCCCUUUCUACUUUUUAUACUGUAAUCCUCAAUCCCCAAAUUUUCUGUUUAAUUGGACGCCUAUAGAUGUUUGGGAAAUUGAUCUGGGAGAAGCCGAAAAUUUUGUGCAUCAAGAUUUUACGUCGAUCAGUACACUUCGGAUUGAAUUUUUUGCAAGAUUCGCUUUUUUGAGUUUUGUCGAAGAUGAUACCUGUUGGGGGAAUUACGUGUUGCCUGAGCGCUGCUGCGCUUUAUCUUCUGGGGAGGAGCAGUGGAAGAGAUGCUGAUGUUCUGAAGUCUGUUACUCGAGUGAAUCAGUUGAAGGACUUGGCUCAAUUAUUGGAUGCUGCAAGCAAAGUGCUGCCACUGGUUGUCUCUGUGUCAGGGAGGGUUGGUUCGGAGACACCGAUUAAUUGCGAGUACAGUGGUUUACGGGGUGUAAUUGUGGAACAGACGGCGGAGCAGCAUUUUUUGAAACACAAUGAUGCUGGAUCUUGGAUUCAAGAUUCAGCUUUGAUGUUGUCCAUGUGCAAAGAAGUUCCAUGGUAUCUUGAUGAUGGUACAAGUCGUGUACAUGUUGUUGGAGGACGUGGUGCCACAGGUUUGGUGCUUACAGUAGGAAGUGAAGUGUUUGAGGAGUCGGGACGAUCACUAGUGCGUGGAACAUUGGAUUAUCUUCAGGGCCUAAAGAUGCUUGGAGUCAAGAGAAUUGAACGGGUCCUGCCUACGGGCACGCCCUUGACAGUUGUUGGUGAGGCUGUUAAGGAUGAUAUUGGGUCAAUUCGAAUCCAGCAACCACAUAAAGGCCCUUUUUAUGUUUCUGACAAAACUAUUGAUCAACUGAUUGCAAAUCUUGGGAAAUGGUCAAGAUUGUACAAGUUUGCAUCAUUGGGUCUCUCAUUGUUUGGGGUUUAUCUUGUUGCUAAGCAUGCAUUCCAAUUUAUCAUGGAGAGAAGACGUCACUGGGAAAUGCGAAAGAGGGUUCUCGCUGCUGCAGCUAAAAAGGCUGCUGGGCAAGAGGAAGGAGGUUUAAAUGGCAAGGCUGAGAGUGGAUCAGAUAGCAGCAAUAAAGAUCGAAUGAUGCCAGAUUUGUGCGUGAUAUGUUUGGAGCAAGAAUACAAUUCAGUUUUCGUCCCGUGCGGCCAUAUGUGCUGUUGUAUGAUGUGCUCUUCACACUUGACAAACUGUCCACUAUGUCGGAGACGGAUUGAGCAAGUGGUGAAGACUUUCCGGCACUGAGUCUUUCAAUCAUAUUACGCCUACGGCUGAGAUGAAUUCACCUCAAGUAAGAACUCCCCCGUUGCCAUGAAAUUUGCUGCAUGUUACAUACCGUUGCUAUGAAUGAUGAUCCCAGUUUCCUCAUUUUUCUUGUACCAUUAGAUUUUCUUUCUUAGAAUUGUAUACAGUGAGCAUCUUACAUCUUUAUUCAGAUCAAAAUUCAUGA
Salvia miltiorrhiza (redroot sage) is the source of this 1632-nucleotide messenger RNA. RefSeq names its product E3 ubiquitin-protein ligase SP1. The record is from RefSeq and is a predicted model, not a curated record. The transcript is spliced from 11 exons. NCBI's taxonomy places the organism in Eukaryota, Viridiplantae, Streptophyta, Magnoliopsida, Lamiales, Lamiaceae. Gene Ontology annotation, molecular function: ubiquitin-protein transferase activity. Gene Ontology annotation, biological process: protein ubiquitination; organelle organization. Bases 393 to 1427 code for a protein of 344 amino acids.